GGCGGAUGUGGCGCGGAGAAGCGCCAGUCCUCUCCCCAAGAAACUCUAUGAAGCAAGGAGAAGAAUAACGCGUUUACAAAAUUCCUUACUCCUGUCUGAAGAAUAGGGAACAUAAACUCAAGGCGUCAAACAUGGCAGAUUAUUCAUCUUAUAAAGAGACCUCUUAUAAAGAGACCUCAAAUCGUCAUUUGCGCUUCAAGCUUCAGAGUCUCGGUCGCCGCCUUGAUGAACUAGAGGAGGCCACCAAAAAUCUCCAGAAGGCUGAAGAUGAGCUACUUGACCUGCAGGACAAAGUCAUCCAGGCGGAAGGCAGCAACUCCAGCAUGUUGGCCGACGUGGAAGCUCUGCGGAAACGAGUUCUGAAAAUAGAAGGGAAGGAUGAGGAGAUCAGGAAAGCAGAAGAGCUCUGCCAGCUGAUGAAGGAUAAGCUUGAGGAAGAGGAGAGCCUCACUCGGGAGCUGAAAUCCGAAAUCGAGAGGCUCCAGAAGCGAAUGGCGGAGCUGGAAAAGCUGGAGGAGGCCUUCGGCCGGAGUAAGAACGACUGUACGCAGCUCUGCCUCAGUCUCAACGAGGAGAAAAACCUGACCAAGAAAAUCUCGACGGAACUGGAAGUUCUGAGGGCAAAAGUCAAAGAACUUGAACAGUCUGAAGACCGGCUGGAUAAAACCGAGCAGAGUUUAGUGAGCGAACUGGAAAAAAUGAAAUCCUUAGCUCUCGCCUUCGUUAGCGAAAGGAAACACUUCACUGAAAAAGAGAAGCAGAGCGAGAAGUUGAUCCAAGAGCUGACGCAAAAGCUGGAGCAAAAUAACAAACUGAACCGGGCCGAUCAAACGCGAAACACAUCGAACCUGCUGGAAAGAUCAUCCAAUAGUAUCCUUGAGAGAAACGACCUGAGGAUUGAAGUUGACUUGACCACUUCGGCACUGUCUUCGAAAGAGACCCGACGGAAAGGGAGUCUGGACUACCUGAAGCUUGCAGAAAACGAAACCCGAAACAGAUCAGAAAACCAGAAGAAUAAAAAUCAAGAAGACAACAAAGUGAAGGACCUCAACCAAGAGAUCGAGAAACUGAAGACUCAGAUCAAACGUUUUGAGUCUUUAGAAGAAGAACUGAAAACCUUGAGAGCCAAAAAUAAUGACCUGCACGAUAGCUACUUGAGUGAGCAGAAUAAAAACAAACUCCUCACAGGACAGCUUGAAGAAAUAAAAACGCAGAUGAUGAAGCAGAAAGAGCUGGAGAAUGGCGAGGCAGACACGGAGGAAAUGAACGUGCCCAGCCGAGUGAAGCAUGACCGACCUAAACACCGAGCGGUCACAGCUGAGUCAGCGGUUUCAAAGCAUAAGUCUCGGGAGCUUUCUCCUCAGCACAGACGGGAGAGGAUACGCGGCCGAGAAUUCUCGUUUAAUAACGAGAGCUACGGCCAAGCUAGCAAGCGGGUGACGAGCCCUAACCUGAACAGGAAAGCAGCCAAAGCUUCUAGUACGUCAGCUUUAUUAGACACUUUAGCAUCUGACGCGAAACGAAUAGAAGACAAACCAACCCCGGGGGUGCACGUUUCCUCACAGAGAGAUGGUGGCACCCCUCCAGCGGAAGUGAAAAAAUCUCGCGAGCAGCCGUCCGUGCUCAGUCGCUACCCGCCCGCAGCUCAGGAACACAAAUCUUGGAAGGCCUCUUCAAAACCCAAGAACGAGAGUGCGUUGAGGGGCAAAGUUGAAAAGGCGUGCCAACCUUUUAACAACACUCAUCACUGGAAGUCCGAUGAACUUGAAGUCAAGCCCAGCAAAGCAGAAACGGCUCUGUCAUCUUCCGAAAAGGGAACUAGGACGCAAAAUGCUGCAGAAUCGCCUGUUCUUUCGACAGAGGCUCGCAUCUCAAAAACAAAUCGCGGGACAUCCAAUGGAGCUGCUUCGUCCUACAGGCAUUAUCUUUCUGCGGAGGUAUUAGCCACUGACCCCACCAGUUUAAAGACAGAAACCUCAUCCCGCAGACAGCAUUUGGAAGAGAGCGCCCCAAAGGCAGUGAACUCCCAAGGAAGAGAGUUUAUUGAAGCUCCGCUUGAAAUGGCAAAGGCUUCAUCUUUAUCAAAGUCGAGGCUCAUUUCAAGAAGUCAGGAAGAUCUCUUGCAGAGUCUCCCAGUUCCUCGGAAGGAAGAAGCUGAUCAGACCACUGCCUUAGCUGUAAACUCUAACAACAUGGCCCUGAAGACCACUUCUGCAAGAACCAAAGCUAACCCUGGUAGCUAUGAAAAAUUCAAUACUAAUGAAGAGACCAGCAAAAUCGCAACCACCCCUACUACUUUCGAUUUAGGGAUAAAAAAGGACCCUGUUUCCAGGGAAUUCAUAAGCUCCAGGGUUGCUGUUCGAACGUCUCCCUUUGAAAACGAGAAAAAUACUUGCAGCGAAGAAGAGCUCGGCAGGUCAUCCAGAACGUCUUCUGCUCCAGUCCUCACGGGGUUGAAAUCCAGAAGGCAAUUCAGUCCGAGGGAAGCUCUGAGAUCCAGAGCAGUCAUCAAGCCUGCGAUUGUGGAAAAGGACGUGAAGGAAAUCAUGGGAGGCACAGGCUCAGGGCCAGAAGCCAGCUCUGAUAAACAGCACCCCGUCUUUAAGACUGUGUCGCACAAGAUGACAAGUAGCAUCACUAUUUACCCAUCUGAGCCAGUUACUCCAAGGACUAGCACAAGUGAUGCCCCAAAGGAACAGCAACACAUGUCCGCCAGCAAUAUUAGGGUCACUCCAAACGAGAGCUCAUCAGGAGUGAACGCAGCCAGCCCACCUUACGAGAUUUCAGUUAACAAGAGCAAUAUAUCCCUGAAGUUACCCGAGACUGAUAAAAACGGGGACUCCGUUCUGAGAAGCAGGGUGGAAACAGUAGUCUCCAAAAGCAGCAUUAUGAUGAAAUCUUCUGAAUCCAUUGAAAAGAACAGCGAACCGCCCGUAGAGACAAUCAACUGGAAGAGCCAUGGCUCUCCUGAGACAAACUCAUCCGAGACCAAACACGUCACGGUGAGAGGCGGGUGGCGAACGAGGCGGGGUUUGCCGUCUUUUGAAGACUCUGCAACUAAAGUGGUUGAAAACGCAACCCCUCGGAGUCCGUAUAGGUCGUCUACGGACCUUUCCAAAGCGGAAGGGACUAGCGCACGCAUCUAUGCGAUCGAGCAGAGUUCCAGAAGAGCCAGUGCUGGUAUAAACUCCUGGAAUGCGCCAGAAUUAGACUCUAGAAGGACCAAAAGUAGCUUAUGUGCAUCUGAGAUGCUCAGCCAGAGGAGCUGCGUCAGUGAUCCAGUGACAGCUUCUCCUUGGAAUUGCACAGUAUUACCAGAGGAAAACAAAGAUUUUGUUCCCAGUUCCAGAAGAAGACCGUUUGGCUCUUCAGAGCAGCUCGCCUGGGGCGACACGCCGAGGAAGCGGCCGGACGCCAGGCUGGAGCCCCCCCGCCAGCUACCGGGCAGCAAGACCGAAGAACGGAGACGUUGGUCCAAAGGGUAUUCAGAAGACAACUGAACCGGCUGAGGGGUCUUUCCCACCCCAGUUGCAUGACCUCCAGAAGCUGAACUUCAUCCUACCCCCUCUCCCCACUGGCCUUCCCUGCAGCCAGUCCACCACAGGGACAUGUACAGUGCCUGACUUUUAACCCUUUCAGCACCCAAGGCUCCCCCUGCCCCCCGCUCCGUUUCCCCUAGCCUUGGGUGGUCGUUUUUGUGUUUUGUUUUUAAAGGUGGCUUUGCGUCUUCCUUCUCCUCCAUGGAGGAGGUCGCAGCGACUUUGCUCAGGGGAAUCCCCACUCCACAGUCUUACCAAGCUUGAAUCAACAGGAGCCCUUCGCUAGUGACCGACCGCGUCUCUAUAGAGGGCAUCCAGGAACUUUGGGUCCUUGGAGCAGAGGGCCAUGACUUCCCGUCUUCUGCUCUGCCGUUUCCUGGAGAGGCAAGAGAGGCAU
Molecule: messenger RNA, 3936 nt
Organism: Elgaria multicarinata webbii
Lineage: Eukaryota; Metazoa; Chordata; Lepidosauria; Squamata; Anguidae
Gene: LUZP1
Product: leucine zipper protein 1
Exons: 4
Coding region: 132-3500 (1122 amino acids)
Biological process (GO): neural fold bending
Source: RefSeq, a predicted model, not a curated record